AUGAAGAGUUUAAUCAAACAGUUACAAGGUAAGGAUAAGUCCUUGGUAACUGCUACAAGUUCAUUAAGUCUGCAAGUAUCCAUCCUUGAGAAAUUGAUUGAUAAUAGUAUUGAUGCUGGAGCCAAUAUCAUCUCAAUUGAACUUGAUUCUAAGACUUGUGGAUUGAAACAUAUUAAAGUAACAGAUAAUGGUAUGGGGAUUCCAUCUAUUAAUUGGGAUUUAUUGGGAUUGGUAGAUCAUAUAAGUCUGAAGAGUUCAUCCAAUUUGUUAUUUGAAGGGAAAGGAUCGAAUUUGUUUAAUAUUUGUCAAUUAGUAUCUGGGUCAAUUAAAUUUACAUCUAAAGGUAAACAAGAUCCAUUUGGAAAGCUGUGGUAUGUAAAGUCUAAUGUUAUAGAGGGGAUUAAUCUUAAAUCGUUAUUCCAAUUCAACCUGGGAACGGAAAUCACUUUGGAUUCAUUGUUUGGCGUAUAUCCAGUGAGAUAUAAUUUCUUAUCAAAGAGGACCAAACAGAGUACGACACUAAUCAGGAAUCUAAUUCUUUGUUAUGCACUAUCAUUCAGAGACAUCAAGUUUAUAUUAAGAUUUAAAGCAAGUACUGAUUCUACUGUUUACCCUUCCAAUUUAAAUCAACUGGAGAUUUUAAAAAUUUGUUUUCCAAAUUUAUCAAAAAUUAAAGCAAAAUUUAAACAAAAGUCAAAUAUUCAAUUAAAUGAACAGAUUAGCUUAUCUUUCUUAGUUUGUGAAGAUCAGAUUCUAUUAAGUUCAAUUGGAGGGAAUGUAAGUAAAAUUUUAUUAAUAAAUGGGAAACUGAUUCAUACUCAUAAUGAGUUAUACGCUAAAAUUAAAAAUGAAGUUGAAACUUUAAUUCAAUCAAUUCUACAAUUUAAACCAAUAGUUUGGAAUCUUGUUCUCAGUGGAAUACCCAAGUCUGAAUUCGAUUCAAAAUUAAAUUUAGAAUAUAUUAGACUUAAUGAUAAUGAAUUUGAAAAGUGGUUAAUUUCUCAGAUCAAAUAUUGGGUGAAGGUUAUUGUGAGGGACGAAGAAGAAUUACUUAAUGUGUCUCAUUCCACCAUGGAAAUAUCGGACUACAUUGAAAACGAUGUUUCCAUUUUCAGUUUAAAUGAUGAAGAAGUUGACUUAACAAAAGAUUCUUCUAUACUGGAGCUGUUUAUGUUGGAUGGAAAAUUGGACUUAGAAGUAGAGCAAGGGUCAGAAUUGAAGGAAAAUGUUCAGCAAUUAGAGAUAUUUGAAGAGAGUGGCUGUAAACUGCUGGAAAAGGUUCAAGAAAUAUUAAAUGUACAAGAAAAUGAUUCAAAUGAUUGGAGUUUCUCCAUGCUUGAUUGUGAUUUUGAUUUAGAAAAAGUUGAGGAAGUAAAAGAUAACGUAGCGGAAGAUUCUCAAAUUGUUGCAAAAGAAUUUCCUAAAAUACAACCAGCUAUAAUAUAUGAUAGAACCACAUCAGUAACAAGAAGACUAAGUAUUCCCACAAAGAGAAAAGAUCCACUGAUUGAAAUGUCUGAUGUUAAGCAAAAGAGAUUAGACCAUUUCUACGAAACUAUUAAGAUUGAUAAAUUUAAAAGUGCUAGAAUUGAAAAUGUCAAACGUAUGAUAGACCCUUCAACUUCAUUCCAUUCUAAUAAUUUAUUUUGGCAAGAUAUCGAAGAAUGGACAAAGAGAAGAGGAAAUCCUAGUGAAUAUAUUUUAGAAGGACUCCAAUCUACUUUAAUCAAACACGAUUUACCAUAUGAAAUCCAACAAUGUAUCGAAAUUCAAUUCAAGUAG
This is a messenger RNA of Scheffersomyces coipomensis, 1782 nucleotides long. RefSeq lists its product as uncharacterized. Gene Ontology annotation, biological process: mismatch repair. Gene Ontology annotation, cellular component: MutLalpha complex. Gene Ontology annotation, molecular function: ATP hydrolysis activity; ATP-dependent DNA damage sensor activity. Bases 1 to 1782 code for a protein of 593 amino acids. The transcript has a single exon. Lineage: Eukaryota; Fungi; Ascomycota; Pichiomycetes; Serinales; Debaryomycetaceae. The record is from RefSeq and is a predicted model, not a curated record.